This is a messenger RNA of Ectocarpus siliculosus, 462 nucleotides long. NCBI's taxonomy places the organism in Eukaryota, Phaeophyceae, Ectocarpales, Ectocarpaceae. The record is from the annotation of a GenBank genome assembly.
AUGAGUGUUGUCCUACCGCGAGCCGGACGAGGAUGCUACCAUGGGAACAGGGAAGCGAUCCGGCUGUACCGUGAAAUCUUGAAGGCGACCCGGUUGUUCCACUGGUGCAACGAAAAGGGGGAGCCAUGGGGAAGAAUACUUCGGGAGAGCUCUAGGAAGGAGUUCGAGCAGGCGAGACACGAGACGGCGAGUGUUGUUGUCGUAUGCAUACCACAGGGGUCAAGGUUAAGGUUUAGCGGGAGGGGCCGCCUCCAACCAGUGCCGGGGGGCUUCCACAAGCCAAACAUGCGCUUGAGACCCCUUCCACAAGCCAAACAUUCGCUUGAGACCCCGGUUCAGGACCCGCUCGUUGUGGCGCGGCUGUUGGUGGUCGGGAGACAGUGUUUGAAUGACACCAUCCGUGGGCUGGAAAAAACAGAACGACGCAUCGCCGACAAGAUCACGGAGACGCGCUCGCGAUGA